Molecule: messenger RNA, 1719 nt
Organism: Sphenostylis stenocarpa
Lineage: Eukaryota; Viridiplantae; Streptophyta; Magnoliopsida; Fabales; Fabaceae
Source: the annotation of a GenBank genome assembly
AUGGCUGAGGAAGAUGUUUACACAAAAGAUGGAACGGUAGAUUUCCGUGGAAAUCCUGCUAAUAGAAAGGAAACUGGAACCUGGAGAGCCUGCCCUUUCAUUUUAGGAAAUGAAUGUGCUGAGAGAUUGGCAUAUUAUGGGAUGAGCACAAAUCUUGUGUCUUAUUUCAAGACUCAACUACAUCAGCAUAGUGCAACUGCUUCCAAGAAUGUUGCAAAUUGGGGUGGAACAUGCUUCAUCACUCCAUUGAUUGGAGCGUUUGUGGCUGAUGCCUAUCUUGGAAGAUAUCUGACCAUUCUUUGUUUUUCGGUAGUUUAUGUUAUUGGAAUGACACUCUUGACAUUGUCUGCAUCAGUUCCUGGCAUGAAACCGACCUGUGAUUCACAAGACAAUUGCCAUGCUACUAAGGGACAGAGUGCAGCGUGUUUUGUGGCUCUUUACCUUAUAGCUCUUGGCACUGGUGGGAUCAAGCCUUGUGUUUCAUCAUUUGGUGCGGACCAAUUUGAUGAUGCUGAUGAAACUGAGAAGGAGCAAAAGAGUUCUUUCUUCAACUGGUUCUAUUUGUCAAUAAAUGUUGGUGCCCUUGUUGCUGCUUCUCUGUUGGUGUGGGUACAAACUAAUGUAAGUUGGGGAUGGGGAUUUGGCAUUCCAGCAGUUGCCAUGGCAAUUGCUGUUGUGAGUUUCUUCUCAGGUACAAGGUUGUAUCGGAAUCAGAAGCCAGGAGGUAGCCCCCUCAGUCGCAUGUGUCAGGUUAUAGUUGCAUCCAUAAGAAAGUAUGAUGUUGAAGUACCUAAUGAUAAGUCUGAGUUAUAUGAGGUAGAGGAAGACUCAGAGUCAGCUAUCCAAGGAAGCCGCAAGCUUGACCACUCAAAUGGAUUAAGCUUCUUUGACAAAGCAGCAGUGCUAGGCUAUUCAGAUAGUGUGAAGGACCCAGUAAAUCCAUGGAGACUUUGCACUGUGACUCAAGUGGAAGAGCUGAAAGCUAUUGUAAGAUUGCUUCCUGUAUGGGCAACCGGCAUCAUAUUUUCUACUGUUUAUAGUCAAAUGAGCAACUACUUCAUACUGCAAGGGGACACCAUGGAUAACCGUGUAGGCAACAACACAAAGAUACAAAUCUCACCAGCUACUCUAUCGGUCUUUGAUACCAUCAGUGUCAUCUUUUGGGUCCCUGUGUAUGACAGGAUCAUUGUGCCUGUAGCAAGAAAGUUAAGUGGCCGCAAAAAUGGCCUAACUCAGCUCCAGAGAAUGGGCACUGGCCUUUUCAUAUCCAUAUUUGCUAUGGCAUACGCAGUGAUUUUGGAGAGUAUGAGACUUAAAAUGGUGAGAAGGCACAAUUAUUAUGAACUGGACGAGGUUCCCAUGUCAAUAUUUUGGCAGGUUCCACCAUAUUUUAUCAUAGGUUGUGCUGAAGUGUUCACCUUCAUUGGGCAGUUAGAGUUCUUCUAUGAGCAAGCCCCUGAUGCCAUGAGAAGCACAUGUUCAGCUCUCCAACUCCUCACUGUUGCUUUUGGAUCGUACUUAAGCUCUUUGCUUAUAACGAUUGUGGCAAAGGUCACUACUAUGAAUGGUGGUCCUGGAUGGUUACCUGACAAACUAAACUAUGGUCACCUUGAUUAUUUCUUCUUGCUAUUGACAGUGUUAAGUGUGCUGAAUUUUGUUGUGUUCCUUUUUGUGUCAAAGUUGUAUACAUAUAAGAAACCGAUUGGAACUCUUCGCUGA